UGAUAAGGUUGAACCUAUAGUUGUAAAUCAACCUGCUCCUAUUCGCAACAUUUCGAAACUACCUAAGCUUAAACAAAAGCAAUAUAAUGAUAUUAAAAAAAUAGAAAUUAAUCGAGAUGUUUCU
This is a messenger RNA of Dentiscutata heterogama, 124 nucleotides long. The record is from the annotation of a GenBank genome assembly. NCBI's taxonomy places the organism in Eukaryota, Fungi, Glomeromycota, Glomeromycetes, Diversisporales, Gigasporaceae.